AUGGAAGCCUUCUACGGAUCGUGGCAAGUGAAAAGCAGUGAUGACGUGAGUGUGCUAGCUAAACGCCUGGGGCUCGAAAUACCCAAAGACAAAUUAACCCAAAUGUCCAAUUCGGUCCUGGUUUUCGCCCCAGUUGCCGCCGACCACUACAACAUGCAAGUAAAAAUGGGCCCAGUGACUCACGACACAAAUUUCAAGCUGGGUGAGGAGUUCGAGCACACUACACUGGAUGGUCGACCCGUUAAGGCAAGAUUCUGGCUCAAUAUUUAUUCCUUUUUCAUGCUUGUUUUUACCGAGACAUCUUCUCCAUGUAAACUUGGUGUAAUUAAAUGUGCUAGUCCUCUUGGCUGACUGUCUCCACUAAUCUCAACCGGAAGCGACGGUCAGCCAAUUCUCUGUAUCGCGUCAUACCGACGUUGGACUUUGAAACUCCGGAGAUAGGUGUGGUAGAAAGGAUAAACUGGAUUGUACUGACUUUCAUCAACCCACUAGACGAUGCGUACUUAAUUAAUGUAUAUGCAUACAUAUAUGUGUGUCCGUGUAUACAUACAUAUAUACAGAACUGUUUAGGGCUUCAUUGCAUUCACCCAGACAAUCACAGUCCAUACGAAGCAUAUUUGCCUAAGGAAGCCAAUCGAUCGGCGUGUGCCCAAUCCUGAGUGAAUGCAUAUUUGAUCUACAUAACUUACUAUCAUUGUUAUAUGCUUACAUACAGUUGCAAGUAAAUGUUUACGAUGGCGGGCCAAAUUCGAAAUUACUUGGUUGGAAAUACGAUAAAUUUGUGUUCAAAACCUUUGUAGAUGUUGAUGAAACUGGAUGGCAGCAAAUUGACAAUCGACCAGAAAGGAGACAAAGCCAUGCUCGUUGAGAACGUUGUGGAUGGUAACAAUUUAACAAUGGUGAGUAAAAACCAGCCAUUGUGCUUUUUCGUUAAGGCGCAGAUGAUAGGGCAUUUUUGUAUGUAGCAAUCCUGCAGAGGAAGAAUGGACGACCACCCCCCCCCCCUCAUAUGAAGUCGUCUUCAGUUCACGACGGCCAUAAUGCCAGGAAAAGGCCCGUUAAACAGCUGCAAGAAAGAGAGGAAAUUAUUUUAUGCAUAAGCUAGCCUGUGCCUUAAAGGGUUGCUGGGCAGAGUGUUUUUACACCAUAUGCGCCUUUGAGGGGGGUUUCAUUUCAGAUUAUCCGACUGACUGUAACUACACCGGCAGUGAUUUCGUAAAAUUGUCCAAGUGCCAAGGUGGAAAAUUCGAAGAUCCCAAAACAGAAAGCAGGAAAGAGAGCCUGAUCGGAAAGUCAUAUUGAAACGACAGGGUGUACAGGCAGCUCAGCAAGCAGUCGCAGCAAGCGUUCGCACCAGGCCAGCGUUAGCCGAAGUGCAUGCGUCUAAGUUUUAUUCGGUCGCCGCCAAUCGGUGAAGAGGGCAGUGCAACCAGCGCCGCGGUAUCUUCUAGCUGGAUAUUGUCACACGCACUAUAGUGGUGACUUACAGGCAGACUAGGUGACCUGAGCCAGCCCUCUGUGCGAGCCAGGAUAAUUUGGAAAUGCAUGAGACGCAAAUUUAGGAAAUACGAUUGUCCCUGGAAGUUCACAAGGACGAGGCUUGUAAUUGCCAUGGCUGAAGUAAUAGAAUGUCCUUGUAGGAUUUAUAAGUGAAACCGCAAUUUAAAUUUUGCUAUCACGAAACUCACUGAAGAAAGAACGAUCAGAUAUUAAAAGAGGUGAUGAUUUCCGUUUAAUCAUCGUGUUCUCGGUGUUUUGUUUCGUAUAAAUUUCGCCCAGCAGCGAGCUCAUUCUAAAAUCCCCUUUUAUGCUCUUUUUGCAGACUCUGAAAGUGGGCGACGUGUCUUGUGUUCGACACUACACCAAAGCUUAA
Molecule: messenger RNA, 1873 nt
Organism: Spirometra erinaceieuropaei
Lineage: Eukaryota; Metazoa; Platyhelminthes; Cestoda; Diphyllobothriidea; Diphyllobothriidae
Source: the annotation of a GenBank genome assembly